UACGACACUGCAGUAGCUGCAGGAAUCAUUCGAACGAUCUCGUGGACCAUCAGCUAUGUCUCCGCCUACUACGCUGACGACCGAAGACAAGAGUCGAGUGAAAAAGUGUUUGAGCGGCAGCAACAAGAUUAUCGAUGCGACCGUAGCCAGGGUCUAUCAAGCACACGAUGGAGAGUCUUCAUGGGCGUAUACUGGUAUCCAGGGAGCCCUCACGUUCUGUCAAGACAAGGUGAAAGGGGGUCUUUGGUUCAGGGUGGUCGAUCUCAUCAGUACAAGAGGUGUAGUAUGGGAGCAUGAACUGCCGCUCGAGAUCGAGUAUAACCAGGAUCGAGGGUUCUUCCACUCGUUCGGCGGAGACAACUCACAAGUCGCCUUUGUCUUCGCUUCAGAGGUCGAAGCGAACGAUUUCUACAAGAAGGUCAGCAAGCGAGGGAAAUACCUGAGGGCUGCUGCGAAACCGGCAGAAAAGGCAGCAGCUGCUAAAUCUCCCGAGAAGAAGAAGAGGAGCAGGUUCAACAACCUGUUCAAGAUUGACAAAUCGGCCAUUUCCGCACCGAAAAGCGAAUCGUUCCAGCAUGUCGCUCAUAUGGGAUAUGAUAAUGAAAAGGGCUUCACGUCGGUUGGCGUCGACCCUAGUUGGCAAAACUUGUUGGACCAAUUGGGCAUGCAGGGUGUCAGCGCUGAACAGAUCCAGGAGAACGAGCAGUUCAUCAAGGACUUUGUUGCGCAACAAGGUGGUAUAGAAAAGGCCGCCGUAAAGAAACCGGCAGCUCCGACAACCAAGAGAAAGGCCCCACCCCCACCUCCUGCAUCCCGUAGUGCGGCUAGACAAGACGUCUACGACGAUGCACCUCCCCCUCCCCCGCCUCCUCCACCACCACCUGGCCUUCCUGGUCGAUCGGCUCCUUCUCGUAACUCUGUGCCCCCGCCGCCGCCGGCUCCGCCUCUUCCUCCUGGUAGAGGGGCUAUGCCACCUCCGCCGCCACCUAUGCCAGGUCGUGGGUCUGCAGCGCCACCUCCCCCGCCUCCUCCACCUCCACCUCCUAUGGGCGGUGGUAUGGGUGCACCUCCAGCUCCACCGCCACCCCCACCUCCAUCAGGUGGCAGAGCACCGCUUGCUCCGCCUGUGCCAGCCGCUGGGGGUGACGGUAGGUCAGCCCUACUGGCGAGUAUCCAGGGCAAAGGUGUUCACGUCCUCAAAAAGACUGGAGGACCCGACUCGCCAGCUCCGCAGGCCAGUAGCAGUCGAGCAGGUGCGGGUGCGGCGGCUGCAGUGGGUGGAGCAGCAGUCGGAGGUGCUGCCGGAGCUGCAAUGGCUUCGGAUGACGGUCCAGAUCUUGCUUCCUCGCUCGCGGCUGCUUUAGCACAGCGCAAGGGAGACAUGGGAGACAGCGAUGAAGAGGAAAGCGACGACGAGUGGGAUUAG
This is a messenger RNA of Filobasidium floriforme, 1426 nucleotides long. RefSeq lists its product as uncharacterized. Bases 56 to 1426 code for a protein of 456 amino acids. NCBI's taxonomy places the organism in Eukaryota, Fungi, Basidiomycota, Tremellomycetes, Filobasidiales, Filobasidiaceae. The record is from RefSeq and is a predicted model, not a curated record. Gene Ontology annotation, molecular function: actin binding. The transcript has 10 exons.